Molecule: messenger RNA, 7086 nt
Organism: Schistocerca gregaria
Lineage: Eukaryota; Metazoa; Arthropoda; Insecta; Orthoptera; Acrididae
Product: chromodomain-helicase-DNA-binding protein 8-like
Exons: 2
Coding region: 420-6986 (2188 amino acids)
Cellular component (GO): nucleus
Molecular function (GO): ATP binding; ATP-dependent chromatin remodeler activity
Source: RefSeq, a predicted model, not a curated record
GUAUUUUUCACUUGUGCUAAAUCUUGUUGAGCCUUGAUUUUUCCAAGGAAGUAAUGGACUUGAACUAUUGAUUUUGGGAUUAACUAUUGGAAUAAACAUUUGAUUAGUCGAAUGUUUUAUUUAGCCGUUGUAUUUUUGUCUCCUACAGCAUAUACUUUUAUAAUAUUCCGCUUUUUCGAUGCCGACUUUUUUUUUGCUUUAUAAUCGUUGCGAACAAUAAAAUUGCAUCGCUUUAUCUCUCGAUCUCCAUUUUGCACUUUGUGGUGCAACUUGGCAUUUGCUCAAACUGAAAUAGUUGUAAAUCUCUCCGGAAAUGGGUUUACCCUGACUAUUUCGUCUUUGUACUUGAAUCCUGGUAGAACUUUCCCUCAGUUAGAACGUCAAACCUCAACCUUUCUCUUGACCCUCAAAAUAAGCAUAUGUAUCAGCCUGAUUACCUAAACAAAGAAAACCCUGCCUGGCAGUCUUUUUCUGGCGAAGUGCUGUCGCCUCCUUUGUAUUCGCCUACUUCUGUGCCAUCACCCUUACCAAAUAGCGCCGGCCUCAUGCUCAACAACCUUAGUCCGUCUUCUGGUGUUAUAUCCCUUCCUGCCGAAAGUGAAAUCGUCGUUAAGCGAGGACGAGGGAGACCCCGGAAGCAUUUUCAUAAUCAAGCACCUUCUGUUCGCACGCCAGCGAAUGGCCGAACCGUUCGAAGACACCCUAAGAAAAGCAAGCGAAGAGCGUAUGAUUCCGAUGAUGAACUGACAGAAGAUUCAAAUGAAAAUAAAUCCCAUGUUGUCAAUUCACGCAUUUUUGAGCGUCGCAAUAGCAAUAACCGCCAUGAUUAUCCCGAAGAUGGUGAUCCGGACAGUGAGUAUUCGUUGAUGGACUACGAAGUCAGCAACCAGCAGCCCCCGACAAAGCGAGUAUCUUUACGGCAGCGGAAACGUCACAACUAUUCAGAGAACAAUGACUCAGAUAGCCUGAUUAACGAAGAAGAAGAAUUCGUUUGUCGAAAGAAGGUCAAUAAUCGUUCUAGCAGCAAUGUGACUAGAAAUUGUGUAACCGAUGUAUUGAAAAGUGAACAAGCGAAUGCAGAAGACAGUGCUGAGGAUGGCGAAGGUGAGGACGAAGCAACUAAUUCGGCUGCUAACAAGAGUGGUCUCUCGAAAGAGAUGCGCCUAAAAAGCACUCAAAUUGAGAAGAUUUUAGCGUAUCGCAUAGUCUCUUCAAAACCAGUCAAUUCUGCUGCACCGUCCGAGCAUCAGAACGGCCUUGCAUCUGUCAAUAAUACCGAAGAUAAAGAAAUUCAAUAUGAAUACUAUGUCAAAUACAAACAACGUAGCUACAUACAUUGUGAAUGGCUUCCGCAGGCUGUCGUAGAGAACGCAAAACUCGGCAAGCAGCGUUUACAGAGAUUUUUAAACAAAGACCCCGUUCUAGACCCGGACCCCCCGUUUGAGCCCGAGUACACUGAAGUUGACCGUAUAUUGGCCUGUGAAGAACAGAAUGGACAAACUUACUAUUAUGUAAAGUGGCAGGGUCUUCCCUACAAUGAAAGUACUUGGGAGCCAGCAGAUUUAAUCAAAGAUACCGCUCGGCUUCAAGAAUUCAAAGAGCACAAUACAAUACCGACUAUCAAACCUGACAGUUCCCUCAGUGCAGCUCGUUCACUCCCGGUCCUUUGGAACGACAUUCCAAACAUCGAAUUUAAAGACGGGAAUCAACUCCGUCCAUAUCAGCUAGAAGGUAUGAAAUGGCUCUGCUGUUGUUGGUACAAUCGUCGGAACUCUAUUCUUGCAGAUGAGAUGGGCCUUGGGAAGACCGUUCAGACAAUUUCGGUUUUAUGGUACCUUUAUCGCUGGCUGAAUAUCUACGGUCCAUUUCUGAUCAUCGCACCCCUUUCUACAAUACUUCAUUGGCGCCGCGAGGUCGAAACCUGGACCACUAUGAAUUGUUUGGUCUAUCACGGCAAUUCAGAAGCCCGUCAAAUUAUCCGCGAUUACGAGUGGAACUACACAGACGAGAAAGGCAAUAUCAAAAGCUCAAAGAUUUUCAAGUUUCACAUCAUUAUAACAACUUACGAGAUGGUAUUGACCGAUACCGAAGUGCUGUCUCCUAUUCGGUGGAAAUACAUCGCUAUCGAUGAAGCCCAUCGCCUAAAGAACAAAUCUAGUCGCUUGUUGAACGAGUUUCGCCACUUCAAGUAUGACCACCUUCUGCUUCUCACUGGUACCCCUAUUCAAAACAACACGCAAGAGCUCUGGACUUUGAUAAACUUGCUUGAUCCGGUUCAGUUCAACUCUUUGGAUGCAUUUAUAGAAGAAUUCGGUGAUUUGAAAGACGCAGAACAAGUGAAAAGGCUGCACACUCUACUUCGUCCAUUCUUGCUGCGUCGUAUGAAGGAAGAUGUGGAGAAAUCGAUUGCGCCGAAGGAGGAGACGAUUAUCGAGGUCGAGCUGACAACAAUUCAAAAAAAGUACUAUCGCGCAGUAUUAGAGCGGAGCUUUGAUAAUUUAGUGCAAGGAAGUAAGUCGCGUUCAUCUCUUCCAUCUUUGCUCAACAUUAUGAUGCAGCUUCGAAAAUGCUGCAAUCACCCCUACUUGCUGAAAGGGGUGGAAGAGACUGAGCUCGGCGUCGUGCAUAUGGAACAGAAUACCACGAAUGAAUCGCUGAUUGAAUCCUCAGGCAAGCUGGUGUUGAUCGACAAACUUUUGCCGAGACUAAAAUCAGAGGGUCACAAAAUACUUAUCUUUUCUCAGAUGGUUCGCGUACUGGAUAUUUUAGAGGACUAUUUAAAGUAUCGAGGACACAAAUACGAGCGAAUCGAUGGUACAGUUCGCGGAAAUGACCGUCAGGCUGCUAUAGAUCGUUUUUCUCGUCCCGGAAGUGACAUUUUCGUUUUUUUGCUUUGCACCCGAGCCGGUGGUGUGGGUAUUAACUUGACGGCUGCCGACACGGUUAUUAUUUUUGACUCUGACUGGAACCCUCAAAACGACUUGCAGGCGCAGGCUCGUUGCCACCGCAUUGGUCAACAGAAGAGUGUACAGGUGUAUCGUCUUCUUACUCGUGGUACAUACGAGCGUGUGCUAUUCGAGCGCGCAUCGCUUAAGCUUGGUCUCAAUCAAGCUGUACUGAGUCGUAUGAACGACGGCAACACCGUGAUUGAGGACGAUGACAACAGGUCGAAGUUUAGCAGUUCCGAGGUUGACACGUUGUUGAAGCAUGGCGUAUAUGACUUGUUUCGUGGAGACAACACGUACGAGCGUUUCCGCGAAGAGAACAUUGAAGACAUUCUUUCCAAGCGCACCAUGUGUGUGGUUCAUGAUUCUAGCAAUUUGUCUGGCAGUUCAUUUAGCAAGGCCACCUUUGCAUCCGAGCAGGCGAAUAUGGAUUUGGACGUGAACGAUCCAGAUUUUUGGAAAAAGGUGAUGCCGAGUCAGCCGUUGCGGUCUAGUUUUAAUAGCUUGACUGAGCCUCGCCAGCGUCGCUCCGUCCAGCGUCCGGACGUCAAAGAGGGUCUGAAUUCUUCUGAUUCCGAAAUCGUGAGCGAGUCUGACGAGGUGAACGCGGACAUUACCGAUGACGACGAUGCGUACACCGAGGCGGACGGCAAUCGCCGCCGAGACGUGCCGAUGAGUGUGGGCAAGUUGGUGCGUUUGAAUCGCCAGAAGAAGGACGGGGAGCGCUAUCGCAAGCCGUCCGGUCCCAUUUUCCAGAAGCGCAAGUGGAACAUGACUCAGCGCAAUCGGUUCGUUAGGGCGAUUCAACUUCUUGGCUUUGGUCGCUGGCGCGAGAUCAAGCGGAACGCGAAGCUCUGUACCAAGUCGCUCAAGGAGUUGGUUUACUAUGGGCGGGCGUACCUGCACAAGCUCGUUUCGUUUUCCGCGUUGGGCGACGGGGAUACGGAGGACAAGGUUAUCAGUCGGAUUAUUAAUUGCGACGACAACAUUGAGGAUAUUACGGAGGAUCCGUGGUAUUCUCCGUCUAAGCGCCAAAUGCUCGCCUACAGUCUCCACAAGAAGGAGGCAGAGGCGGGUGUGCCGCUGCAUUUAAUAGAAGCGGCUGAAAAGCGUUACAAGGCUCGCGUCGAACAGGAAGAGCUUUUCAGAGCCCGCGACAAAAAGAUUUUAGAGGCAAAACGAGAGUUGUUGUUGACCAACAAGCUUCUCGAUCAGCCUAUGGGUGUGGACACGAUUGAGAUGGGUGGGCUCCCGCCUAGUGGGCCGGGCAGGUCGUACUUGGACUUCAUAGAGGAGAGUUCGCACGCGCCGAACGACGAAAGUAUUGUAAUUUAUUGGCAUUUGAACAACAAGGAGGAGAUGAAGCAAGAGGUCAGUUAUUUCUGCAAUGAGGAUCCGAUGUUGAACGAGCCUCGCUUUUUGGAGAACAUGAAGUCCACGGCUACCCAGACGAUUAAGCGUCUUGAGCUUCUCGCGGAAGUUGGAGCGUUGGUUCGGUCCAACUUUGGGGAGUUCGCGGCUGACACCUUUCCGAAGAUAGAGGGCGGUGAUCCCACUUUUUUCGAUGAGAAGUGGACAGCUCAGCACGACAGGGAUCUGCUGGUUGGCACAUGGAAGUGGGGGUUUGGCCAGUACGACAAGAUUGCUCGCGAUCCGGUGCUGUCUUACUUUGGGAUAUACAAGCCGAAGCCCAUUAAGGAGAGGUCCAAAAAUGGGGAAGAAGACGACGACAUCAAGGACGUCGACAUGGACGAGGAUGAGGACAGGCCGAAAAAGGACUACAAGAAGGAGGACGAGCACAAGUCUUCGUCCGACUUUUUAGACGACAACAAUGACGCCGACGGUUACAGGGACGAUUCGGGAGCGUUAGAGAACGAGGGUGACGCGGUGUCCAACAAUAAUUUUUUACCAUCGACUCAAGAGGACGUCGCGCAGUCGCCGUUGCCCGCGGCCGCCGAGCACGCCGACGACUCGUUGUCGACUGCGCCCGCUGCGAAAGACGGCGCACCGAAGGAGUAUUUGGCGUUUCCGGGGUUUCCGAUCGACGAGUCGAAGCUACUUAGCAUGCCGCCUAGCAAGCUCCUCACGCACCGCGUGAAGCACCUGAUUAAGGCGUUCGCACACAUGCGUCGCAAGCGCACCCAGAACGAGCAGAAGGAGAAGAAGCGCCUCGAGAAGGAGAGAGAAAAGGAGGAGAAGCAGAAGCGCAAGGAAGAUAAGGAGGCGUCUUGGUCCAAGCGCGAGCGCAAUGACUUUUAUCGUAGCAUUCAGAUUUACGGUGCCCCGUGUGCGGCCAACAAUUCUGCUGGCAACAGCCAGGAUGGCUGGUCGUUCAUUUACAAAAAGGCCUGUUUGACGAACAAGUCGUUUGAGGCCAUUCAGAAGUACUACCUGGAUUUCAUCGCGGUCUGCUGCUACCUCUUGAAUUCCAAGCAGACGAACCAACGCGUAAGUCGCCGCACGGUUGCAGAGGACGACUACGAGGACAUACUGGGCAGUUCCGAGUUAGACUGCGCACAGCUGACUGGAAUAACGGAUCCUGAUCAACUGCCCCAGUACACGGACGCAGAGCUCGAAGCCAAGGCUGAGUACCUGCGUCUCACCGUUUCUCAGGCGAAGCGCGUUUGCGAGCGCAUUUGCAUGUUCAAUGCUUUGCGCCGAAAUGUGACCGUUUUGCCCGAACAAGAAAUUUUAGACCGAAUCAACGGAUGCGCUUUGACCGGAUUCGGCCUCCCGUCUUGGUGGAACCACCCGAAAUUCGACUUCUCCCUGCUCGUCGGCGUUGGCAAGCACGGAUUCAGCCGCUGGGACAAGCUUUGCGCGGAUCGGGAUCUGGAAUUCUACGAGGUAGCCAAAUGCUUUUUCGAAGAAAAUGGUUUAAACACAUUUUUUUCCUCGUCGAAACAGGGAAUAAACUCUCAGUCGGACAGGGGCGACGACAGUCUGGACGCGGAUUACAAGCGGGACGUCGACGACGAUAUGAAGGCCAUUUACUCGCAGAUCAUGCCGCCCGAGCGGGUACUUUGGAAGCGUCUGUUGUACUUGAUCCGCACGAUCAUCGACUCGAAUUCUUCGUCAUCCGCAUCAAGGCCAUCCAAAAAGAGGCAACUUACGCUGAAUGUCUGCCCUCCGUCCGACGACGGCGACGAACAAGAAAAAGAACCGCACAACGAGGUCGAAUUUGCAGAUCCAGGGUGUUCGACGUCUUCAGACAAAUACGAACCCACCGCGCCAUCCGACUCCAUAUUUCGCAUUCCGGACGACAUCCCUAUUGACCGCGACCUCGAAAACAAUGUCUUGUUUCCCAUUUACGUCCCAAACCUUAUUUCUAUUCACUCUCUUGGUAAAAUGGUCGGCCAUAGCUCUCCGGCUAGUCCUGAUACGCCUAUCUAUCCCAUCGGAUUUACGUCCUAUCGUGAAUAUUUUUCCUGUACCACCCCCAACAUACGCUCUAUUUACGUGUGUGAGAUUUUGUCGAGCGAUGAUUUGUGUCCAAUUUUCCGCAUAACUUCUAAGGAUGACUCUACGUGUUUUGCGGAGGCACCCGAUAUUCAGCAAGUUUGGGACAUGACUCUAGCUCGUAUUCGAACUCAGAUGCCCGACUUCCCCAUCACGACCUGCCUAUCUGGAGCCGAUUUCUUUGGGCUCAGUUGUCCCAAAAUUGCAGAACUCAUUGAUUCACUUCCCAGUGCCGAAAAACGUCAACCGUCCGCUUCCUCCCCCGUCCGUUCUCGCGCGUCCGAGUUCUCCAGGCAUCAGACCGCCGUUGACGACAGUACCGCCAGUGAGGCCAGAUGCGGUUCAGCAACGGCGUCCCAACGUGAAAAGCAAAAUUGCCACGAUGGACUUGGCAGAAUUGAUACUGACUCAUUUGACUGUAACGAUGAAGGCAUCACUCCAGUAUGUGAAUCCGCUGCUUCUCCGCCUCAUUCAAAGUCCGGAACGCUAAGCAAACGUCGAAACUUGGCAGUCCGAAAGAAUCCCAAAACAUUCGCUCACGCCUGGUCGGCCAAUGAUAGAGAUUCUGCCUAUUCGGAGUAGUGAUACAUUAUUUCAAUAGUAAAUUGUUGUUUAUUUGACGGUGUUUUGAAAAUGGUUUAAAUGUCAGGCGAAAAGUUUUUGCGAAGAUAAUAGGGGGCAU